Molecule: messenger RNA, 1842 nt
Organism: Phalacrocorax carbo (great cormorant)
Lineage: Eukaryota; Metazoa; Chordata; Aves; Suliformes; Phalacrocoracidae
Source: RefSeq, a predicted model, not a curated record
AAUGACUGAGAAAUAUAAACAGAUGAACCUUAUGUAAAGUGUUCUUGCUUCAAACAGGUUAGCUAAAUGAAAAAAAGAAAAAAAAGAUAUAAAAACCUUUUUCUAAAACUACAGCUGUAAGUUGUGAAACCUUUAGUUCAGCUCCUAGGAGGAUCCUCCACAAUUUCAACAUCUCUGCACAUCUCACAGAGUUAGAAAAGUAACAUCUGACAACCCAUUUUUAGAAAAUAGAGAACUGCUCCUUGAUUGCUUUUAAAUGAAAACAGAUUUGUUUGCUAGAAGUUUUCAAACUGAUACAUCCUCCUUCAUGCAGGAGGUGGUUUUGACCAUCUUCCCGUGACUGACAAAUCAGUUUAGCGUUGUUCUUGAUGUAAUGAUCCAAGCCAUCACUUGCACCGUAAGGUACAUGGACUGUGCACUACUUUCAUUCCUGACCUACCUAAAACCAGCACGCUUCCAUGGCCUACGCCUGACCCAGACUCUGUAAGGAACACGACGUUUGCCACUUUACCCAGACAAACGCAGCCAACUUACUGAUAGCAAUACCCAGGACAGCGGUUCCACCAGACCAACACACCAUGGAAAACCAUACUGUGGACUUAGCUGACUUGCCACUGACAACAGAGUUCGACUACGGCGAUGCGGUACCAUGCAUGGGAACUGAGGAAAAGCACUUUGCAGCAACAAUUUUGCCACCGCUUUAUUCUUUGGUGGUGAUAUUUGGCCUCACAGGCAACCUGCUUGUUGUCCUUAUCCUGGUAAAAUACAAGAGACUGAAGAGUAUGACUGACAUCUACCUGCUCAAUCUGGCAAUUUCUGAUUUGACGUUUAUAUUUUCUCUCCCUUUUUGGGCUUAUUACGCUGUUCAUGACUGGAUUUUUGGGGAGGUGCUGUGUAGAAUGCUCUCAGGUGUUUACCUCCUUGGCUUCUACAGUGGUAUCUUCUUCAUAAUCCUGUUGACCCUAGACAGGUAUCUGGCCAUAGUGCAUGCAGUGUUUGCUUUAAAAGCUAGGACGGUUACCAAUGGCAUCCUCGCCAGCGUUGUCACUUGGGCCGUUGCUAUUUGUGCUUCUGUUCCUGGAAUAGUAUUUCACAAAACUCAAAAGGAAAAUUCACGUUACACUUGCAGUGCUCAUUAUCCAUCAGAGCAGAGAAAUGCAUGGAAGCAAUUCCUGACCUUAAAAAUGAACAUCCUGGGACUUGUUAUUCCAAUGUUAAUUAUGAUCUGCAGCUACGCACAAAUUAUAAAGACAUUACUGCAAUGUAAGAAUGAGAAGAAACAUAAAGCAGUCAGGCUUAUUUUUGUCAUCAUGAUUGUCUACUUUUUUUUCUGGGCACCAUACAACAUUUGCAUUCUCUUGCGUGAUUUUCAAGGUAUAUUUUCCGUCACUACUUGUGAAGGCAGUGGUCAACUGCACAAAGCAACCCAAGUGACAGAAACAAUAUCAAUGAUCCACUGUUGUAUCAACCCUGUGAUCUAUGCAUUUGUUGGAGAAAAAUUUAGGAAGUAUCUUCGUAGCUUUUUCCGAAAGCAGAUUGCACUCCACUUCUCUAAAUACUGUCCUGUUUUCUAUGUUGACACAGCUGAACGGGCUAGCUCCACCUACACACAGUCUACUGGAGAACAAGAAGUUUCUGCUGCAUUAACAGCCCAGAAGAAUGAAAAAGGAAGGGAAAUUCCUCUUCGUAACAGGUUGCUAUGAUGCUGAAGGAGCAGGCAGGACAAAAUCAGGGUUUUACAAGUGGACUAAGAACCAGCAUCAUCAAAUAACACAGGACCAUCAAGUGUUCUUAACUGUUGCCACUAAUAAUCUAAUAAUAAAUAUGCUGUUUUGGUUGUCA